AUGGCUACGACUCCUCCGGAGAUGAUCCCGCUGGUAGCGUCUCAACUCGCUCCGGCUUCGUACCAGACCACUGGUAAGCCGGUAACGGAGCUCCCCCGCACACCCGAUAUGCGUCGUAAGCUGUCGCAACUUAAGGACGACGAUGAUGACGACGAUUCCCAAGAACAUAAAACGACCGUCUGGCAAACCUUCAUUCACUUGACUAAGGGUUACAUAGGCUGUGGCGUCCUCAGUUUGCCUUGGGCCGUGAGUCAGUUGGGCGUACCGCUGGGAUGCACCAUGAUUGUCCUCAUGAGCUGCUGGAGUUCGUACAAUUGCUGGACGGUAGUCAAACUCAAACGAUUCAUUGAGCGGAAAAACGUCAGCGUUGGCAACUACGUGCCCCAGACUAGUGCGAUUGAUGACGCCGCCAGUGACACCCCGAGUAACGUCUCAAACAAUACCAACAUUACCUACCCCGACGUUGGCGAAUGGGCUUACGGAAAACAGUUCAACAGCUACGUCACGGCCUGUGUCUGUAUUCAACAACUCGCCAUCUGCACCGUCUUUUUAAGUUUCAUUGGUGAAAAUAUCCUGGCCGUGCUCGAGCGUAUGGAGGUCCACAUGCUUUCCACCCACGCCGGUGUCCUCACUUUGGCCCUGCCGGUGGUUCUCUCGCUCUCCUAUCUGCCCAAUCUCAAGUCACUAUCUCCCGUUAUGGCUGCGGGGAGCAUUACACUUAUGGUUGGCUUUGGUGUGCUGGGCUACGUCAUUGUCAAGUUUUGGGACGAGCGACCCGAAACUACCCCUACAAUUAACGUGUCCCAAGCGCCCCUGGCGGUUUGUGCCAUUCUCUACUCUUACGAAGGCAUUUGCCUCAUUCUACCCGUCGAGUCGGCCAUGAAGGAUCCUCAACAUUUCAAACCCGUCUUUGUGGCUUCCAUGGCAACUGUGGCACUCAUUCUUGCCCUUGUUUCGUCGCUCUCCGUCAUGGCCUUUGGCGAAGUCACCAACGGAAGUAUUACGGCUUUUCUAGUCAAGGAGUUUUCCGACAAUGAGAAUAUCUCGUUAUGGCUUAUGAUUUCCAAUACGGCCGUGAGUUUGUCCGUGCUGCUAACGUAUCCGUUGCAGCUCUUUCCCGCGCUGGAACUGAUUUCACCCUGGGUGCAAAGCAAGUUUCCACCCAAGACGGACGCGGCUGAUGAGGACGACCUCGACGCCUUUGAGCCCCUACCGCCGCUUCCGGAACACGAAGUAGCCUCGAUUGGGUCACACGAAUACGACAACUUUGAAUUUGAUGUCGACGAGGCAGAACCGGCCAAGAAUGGUGACAACAAGGACGAAGACGAUACGAGUCGAGCCGGUAUGAGUUCCGUCACGAGUAUGUUUCCCGAAAUGACAAUGCCCGGGGAUUCACCAAUGCUGCGUACAGCUCUGGUGAUAUCCACCUACCUAGUCGCCGUUGUCGUUCCCAACGUACAAGCCCUUAUUUCUUUAGCUGGAGCUUUGGCGGGAUCGUCCACGGCAUUAUUAAUACCGCCAAUUUUGGAACUGGCCUUUAUCAAACAUCUCGAAACGGACGCUUCACAAGAGGAAGUGGCCAGGGUAGACGAAAGACGAUGGCGGUUACUGACGUCAAUGCGGGACAAAUGGCUUUUUGAAAAGGUCAAGAGCUAUAUCUUGUUGGCGCUUGGGUUCGUCUUUUGUGUGUUUGGAACGUACGCGUCCCUGGCCGAUAUUGUACGCAUCUAUUUGGGCAAAUAAAAUCAACUUUAAAGCAACAAAGAAACUGUUUACAUUGCG
Molecule: messenger RNA, 1782 nt
Organism: Phaeodactylum tricornutum CCAP 1055/1
Lineage: Eukaryota; Bacillariophyta; Bacillariophyceae; Surirellales; Neidiaceae
Exons: 1
Coding region: 1-1743 (580 amino acids)
Biological process (GO): amino acid transmembrane transport
Molecular function (GO): amino acid transmembrane transporter activity
Source: RefSeq, a predicted model, not a curated record